Messenger RNA from Fusarium sp. VM40, 831 nucleotides. Lineage: Eukaryota; Fungi; Ascomycota; Sordariomycetes; Hypocreales; Nectriaceae. The record is from the annotation of a GenBank genome assembly.
AUGUCUUCACUUUUCACACUCCCCAUUGCGCAAUGCGGUGCUCACCAGGGCGGCACGCUUACAUGCACUGAGCCUUCACCUAGAGUCUACCUUCUCACGCUCACGUCUCCCCCCGACAACCGUCUUACAACGCCUGUUCUCAAGGCAUUCCUCAACGCCCUAGAUAUCAUCGAGUUCGGUUAUCCUCACGGUGUUGUGGCGACUACUUCAGGGAUUCAAAAGUUUUACAGCAAUGGCCUCGAUCUUGAACAUGCAGUUGCCACGGAAGGCUUCUGGCCUUUGCUGUACGAUGUCUGGAACCGAUUUUUGACAUACCCAAUGCCUACAGUGGCCCUCAUGAACGGCCAUGCAUUCGCAGGUGGUCUUAUGCUUGCCACAUCCCAAGACUACCGCCUGGCUCCCUCCCCACGAGGCUUCCUCUGCCUCAACGAGCUCGUCUUUGGCGCGCCCCUAAAGCCCGCCAUGUCAGCGCUCUUCCGCGUCAAGUACUCCCACGCCACCUACCGAAGCCUCGUCCUGGAAGCCAAGCGCUUCACAGGAGAGGAUGCUGUUGCAGCUGGUAUCGCCGACGAUAUUGCGCCCAAGGGUCUGGACGACCUUCUGCGCUUCAUCAGGGAGAAGGAGCUCAUUGACAAGAGUAAGUCCGGCGUUUACGGCGUAUUAAAGAUGGAGAUGUACGCGGGCUUGAUUGAGACUAUGAAGGGUCCUGCCAUGGAAGCUCAUGAGGCCAGGUUUGAGGACGCGCAGAGUCGAGAGGGUGAGAGAAAGGAGUUUGGAAAGGUUUGGUAUGAGCAGUGGUUGAAGGAGGCCGGGGCCAAGGCCAAGCUCUAG